Messenger RNA from Pochonia chlamydosporia 170, 276 nucleotides. RefSeq lists its product as hypothetical. Lineage: Eukaryota; Fungi; Ascomycota; Sordariomycetes; Hypocreales; Clavicipitaceae. Bases 1 to 276 code for a protein of 91 amino acids. The record is from RefSeq and is a predicted model, not a curated record. The transcript has a single exon.
AUGCACGAGACAAAGGGGCCGACAGUCGCGCAUCGGAUUGAUCUUCGGCCCUGUUGCCGCCAUAGGACAUUUCCUCAGUGGUGCCUUGACAGGCUUCGCUUCCGAGGCGGGGGUUUGAUCGGCGUGUCGUGUUCAAACGGAUGGAAGACGUCCCUGAGAGUUUGGUGCACUUUGAGAGCGUGGUGUCUCUGCUUCAAUCUCAAACAGCAUCAAUAUGCGUGUAGUUGGGCCAUUGAAGCCGAGGCUUGGCUUCUAGCCUGUUAUCGUGCUGUGUGA